GCGUGGAAUAUUUUGCAAUAAAGAAUGGUGCAUAAUUUCUGUCUGAAUGGGAAAAAUAUCGUCACCGUGAAAUUACGUUUAUGGCCCUCCCGUCAUCUUCACAUCGAAACCCCAUCCGAGAACGAAGGAAACCAAAGAAUGGUCGGUCGGAGUAUAUGGCUUCUGCUGAAGAAUAGAUCGGCGGCGGCGGCCGCGCCGUUAUCAUCGGCGGCACCCGGGCAAGGGAAGUCGAAUCCGUGGGCUCGAAAACUAGUGUCAGGAGCACUGAUUUGCUUAGUCGGAGGUGUCGCUUUGAGUGCUCUCGAUGAUUUGGCCAUUUACCAUAGCUGCAGCAAAAAGGCCUUGGAGAAAGCCAGCAAGAACCAGGCGAUAGUUGAAGCUAUCGGGGAGCCUAUUGAGAGGGGCCCUUGGUACAAUGCUUCACUUGCAGUAGCUCACAAGCGGCACUCUGUAGCAUGCACUUUUCCCGUUUCUGGACCUCAAGGAUCCGGAAUUUUUCAACUGAAAGCAGUGCGUAAUGGAGAGGACACAUUGUUUUCGAUCCUACGGCCCCGAGACUGGGAGAUUCUAAUAAUGGAAGCUCUGGUUCAUGUCCCUGGAAAUGAACAGCCUGAGCAGACAUUUCGAAUUAGUGUCUCGGAUUCUCCUCCUCCAGACUUUAAGCUAUGCACUUCUUGCACACCACAACCAUCAGAAAUCGAAGGAAACAAUCAACUUCAAACUACUUUGAAUCAUUCGCAACAGGAGGUCUGACCACUUAAACAGUGCUUUUGUAAAGGUACCGAUGCAUUAUAAUUAUUUACUGCUUUUCCCUUGUGUUUAACUAUCUUCUGGCAAAUCUUUAUAUAUUGUUAAACUGGCUGCACGGAAUAAUCUGCUUUCGGAUAAUACUCUGAUUCUUUAGAACAAGUCUUGGUAGUUAACGGAUUUGUUUAGCAGAAACAAGAUUAUACUGAGAAGUAUGGAUUCAUUAUCUUAGGAAGAACCUUAUGAGGCUUAUGUUUUUUGUAGUGUAUGUUAGGGUGUGUGAUUUUGUUAA
Andrographis paniculata is the source of this 1039-nucleotide messenger RNA. RefSeq lists its product as uncharacterized. Lineage: Eukaryota; Viridiplantae; Streptophyta; Magnoliopsida; Lamiales; Acanthaceae. Bases 25 to 753 code for a protein of 242 amino acids. The record is from RefSeq and is a predicted model, not a curated record. The transcript has 3 exons.